CAGCUUCCGUGGCGCUUCACCCUUCGGCCUCAGCCCAGGCUCCGGUGGUGCAGCCAGUGCCAGCCUCUCAGCAGAGGGUUCUGGUCCAAGCGACGGGCUCCGCUCCCAAAGGGGCGCAGAUGCAGCAGAUCUCUGUUCCCAGAGUCCAGCAGGUUCCACAACAGGUGCAGUCUGUGCAGCACGUUUAUCCAGCCCAGGUCCAGUAUGUGGAAGGAGGAGAAGCUGUUUAUACCAAUGGAACCAUACGAGCCGCCUACUCCUACAACACCGAGGCUCAGAUUUACGCCCCCAGCAGCGCCGCCUCCUACUUCGAAGCGCAGGGAGGAGGAGCUCAGGUGACUACAGCGGCAUCCUCUCCUCCUGCCAUUCCCUCUCACAACAUGGUGGGCAUCACCAUGGACAUUGGGGGAAGUCAGAUCCUCUCCGGCUCGGGAGCCUAUCUCAUUCAUGGGGGGCUGGAGAACUCUAGACAUUCCCUGUCACACACCUCACGCUCCUCUCCAGCAACGCUUGAAAUGGCGAUUGAAAACCUACAAAAAAGUGAAGGGAUUACAUCACACAAAAGCAGUUUGCUCAACAGCCAUGUAAGUUACAAUCAGAAUUUCCAACCCUUUCCCUGCUUUGGUGGGAGAAUUAUUUGUAGCCCUUUGGUGUAUUCAACAGCACGAGUCCCUCAAAGCAGCCUGUGA
This is a messenger RNA of Empidonax traillii (willow flycatcher), 689 nucleotides long. Its product is annotated as DNA-binding protein RFX2-like. The transcript is spliced from 5 exons. Gene Ontology annotation, molecular function: DNA binding. The record is from RefSeq and is a predicted model, not a curated record. Lineage: Eukaryota; Metazoa; Chordata; Aves; Passeriformes; Tyrannidae. Bases 120 to 689 code for a protein of 189 amino acids. Gene Ontology annotation, cellular component: nucleus. Gene Ontology annotation, biological process: regulation of DNA-templated transcription.